Hemicordylus capensis (graceful crag lizard) is the source of this 2535-nucleotide messenger RNA. RefSeq names its product vomeronasal type-2 receptor 26-like. Gene Ontology annotation, biological process: G protein-coupled receptor signaling pathway. The transcript is spliced from 6 exons. NCBI's taxonomy places the organism in Eukaryota, Metazoa, Chordata, Lepidosauria, Squamata, Cordylidae. Gene Ontology annotation, cellular component: membrane. The coding region runs from base 1 to 2535 and encodes 844 amino acids. Gene Ontology annotation, molecular function: G protein-coupled receptor activity. The record is from RefSeq and is a predicted model, not a curated record.
AUGGCAGUGCUUGUGCUAUUGGUAUUGAUGGUGCUGCUGACGCCUGUUGUGUGCAUAGUUCCUAUUCAUAAAUGCAUCCACAGUGACCCUCUUCCUAUUCUUCACAAGUAUUAUCAGGGAGGCGAUUUCAUCAUUGCUGGUAUUAUUUCUCAGAUCCAAAUGUUUCCACCUACGAUGACCUUUGAGAAAUAUCCAUCUCUGGAACACUUUGAUGAUCACGUCCAUUUCAGUGUAAGCUGGACCUAUCUUGCCUCAAUGGAACUUCUCUUCAGGAGGGGCAGUUUCCUUCAUAACUACAACAGAUUCAUCCCAAACUACAAGAGUGAUUUCGAAAAUAUUCCAGUAGCAGUAAUUGGGGGACCUAACUCUUACAUCUCUCUCUAUAUAGCAACCACCCUAUGUCUCUACAAGAUUCCACAGAUCAUAUAUGGCUGUGCUCCAGUGAUUAAUAGUGAAACAGAAGGAGGUUUCUUCCACCAGAUGUUUCCAAAUGACUUGCAGCAGUAUAAGGGGAUUCUCCCCUUACUGUUGCAUUUUGCAUGGACAUGGAUUGGGGUGAUGUUUAAGAGUGAAAACAGUACAGAAAGAUUUAUAGAGAAUGUGCUUCCAAUGUUCUCACAGUAUGGCAUUUGCACUGACUUCAUUGAGAGAACCCCAAAGCAAACGUUUUCCACUCAUGUCAGUGAAAUGGAGGUGGAGGUGAUGAAAACAAUGCACGUUGUUAUGGGAAGCACUGCCAAUGUGGUCCUUGUACAUGGUGAAAUUCAGACCAUGUUGACACUGAGACUAAUGUACAAUUAUGCAAAAUUUGAAGGUGUCCCAAUGAAGAACAAGGACAAAGUUUGGAUUAUGACAGCCCAGAUGGGUUUCUCAUCACUUCCCUAUCAAAGAUAUUCAAACAUAGAUUUCCUCCAUGGUGCUAUAUCAUUUGCAAUGCACUCAGAAGAGCCAUUAGGAUUCCAGACAUUUCUAGAGAUAAGAAACCCGACCUCAGAAAAAGAAGAUGGAUUUAUAAGGGAAUUCUGGGAACAGGCAUUCAACUGCUUUUUCUCCAGCUCUGAGAUAGAGGAGAAGACUGAGGGAACCUGCACUGGAGAGGAGAAGCUGAAGACUCUUCCAGGGUCUGUUUUUGAAAUGCACAUGACUGGCCUCAGCUAUAGCAUCUUCAAUGCUGUCUAUGCUGUGGCGCAUGCAUUGCAUGCAAUGCAUUCCUCAAUCUUCAAACACACAGAGAUUCCAAGUGGAGAGAGGUGGAAGCUUCUGAAUCAAUGGCCAUGGCAGCUCAAUCACUUUCUAAGGCAUGUCUCAUUCAACAACAGUGCUGGGGAAAAGGUUUCCUUUGAUGAAAAUGGGGAAUUAAUAGGUGGAUUUGACAUUAUCAACUGGGUCACGUUCCCAAACCGGUCCUUCCUAAGAAUCAAAAUUGGAAAAGUGGAUCCACUGGUUGGCCCAAAGAACAGGUUUGUUCUUCAUGAAGAUGCCAUUGUGUGGCCCAGCAGGUAUAACCAGGUAAUACCCCUUUCUCUGUGCAAUGACAAUUGCUGUCCUGGAUAUAGUAAGGUCAAGGUGGAAGGCAAGCCAUUUUGCUGCUAUGACUGCCUUCCAUGUCCAGAAGGGAAGAUCUCAGACCAGAUGAACAUGGAUCAUUGUUUUCAAUGUGCCGAAGAUCAUUAUCCAAACAAUGACCAAAAUGGGUGCAUUCCAAAAGUUAUCACCUUCUUGUCCUAUGAAGAACCUCUGGGAACCAGUUUGGCCGCUUCUGCUCUUUCCUUUACUUUCAUCACAGCUUUGGUGUUUGGGAUCUUCAUUAAGCACCAGGACACUCCCAUUGUCAAAGCCAACAACCGGAACCUUACCUACACGCUCCUCAUCUCUCUCCUGCUCUGCUUCCUUUGUCCCUUGCUCUUCAUAGGCCAACCUGGGAAACUGUCAUGCCUCUUUCGACAAACUGCAUUUGGCAUCAUCUUCUCCGUGGCAGUUUCUUGCAUUCUGGCCAAAACCAUCAUUGUGGUUCUAGCCUUCAUGGCUACUAAACCAGGGUCCAGGAUGAGGAAAUGGGUGGGGAAAAGACUGGAAAUCUUCAUUGUUCUUUCCUGUUGCCUCAUUCAGACACUGAUUUGUACUGCAUGGCUGACAAUCUCUCCCCCUUUCCCAGAUGUUGACAUGCAUUCAAUAAAUGAAGCAAUUGUCCUGGAAUGUAAUGAGGGUUCACCUCUCAUGUUCUACUGUGUCUUGGGCUUUUUGGGCUUCCUGGCUGUUGUCAGCUUCACUGUGGCUUUUCUAGCUAGGAAGCUACCUGACAGUUUUAACGAGGCCAAAUUUAUUACUUUCAGCAUGUUGGUUUUCUGUAGUGUUUGGUUGUCAUCUAUUCCAACCUAUCUUAGUACCAAAGGAAAAUACAUGGUGGCUGUUGAGAUCUUCUCCAUCUUAGCCUCUGGUUUUGGAUUACUGAGUUGCAUCUUUCCCCCCAAAUUCUAUAUUAUUGUGGUGAGGCCUGAUUUGAACAUAAAGGAGAAGUUGAUGAGUAUCAAAUAA